AUGCUGAAGUAUGUGUUGUUCUUCUGCGCGACCUUCGCGUAUGUCCCCGUGGGAAUAGAAAGCAGAUUCUUCGAAAAUAUUAUUAAACCGAAAUUGCACUUCGGCCGGCACCCAAUAAAGAAGAAUUUAAAAAAUGGAAAAAAAAACAUAAGCCUGGACAAGCUCGAAAAGAAUAUUAUGAAAAAUGUGGACUCCAUCAACGUAAUGUUCGACCCCAAGGAUAAGAAAUUCGUCCCGUCCAAGUCGAAGAAGGCACACAUAGUUGGAGGUUUCAGCCAGAACACGUCCGACCCGUCAGAUGUUGAAAGAAGCAAAUACGAGAAGGCCCUCCGGUUUCUAGAAAAGAUAAACAGCGAAAUGAUCGUGUAUUCCACUAAGAUUACCCGAGAGUUAGACAGCCAGGAUUACAAGACCCUAAGCAACUUCAAGCGCGCUUCGGCUUUACUGAAGGAGAGUUUAGCGACCAUGCAUUCUCUGGAUGUCAUUAGAAAUGAUAAGACAGUGGACUUCAGUAAAUACAACCUGGACUGGUACUCCAAGGCAUCCCUGAAGGAAAAGUACGAGACUGAAAAGUACAUCCACAGGAUCAUGAAUAAGCUUUUCAUAAAGGCGAGCAAGAAGAAAAAAAACGUUCAGAAGAAGAAAAUAGAUGAGAACAUCGAACAGCUGGAGAACGACCUACUUAUGCAGCGAUUCGUGAGCGAAAAUAUGAACGUUAGCAAGCUGCUGAAGGAGCACGAAGGGAAAUCGCCAAAUUAUAUUGCCCCCAUGCACUCGGAUGUCUGUGGGCAAUUGGGGAGCACAUUCCUGAGCUUCAUGUUCGAGAAACUAUUUAAAAGCGCAAUGAGCCACGACAUCCCCCACUUCAAGCAGUACCUGCCUCGUCUCAAGCAGAGGAUUCAUAAUAUGGUCCACAAGGGAACGCUCAUACUGCUGGAGAAGGGCCUUGAUGAUGCUCUGCACACCUUCAAGCUCAAGGUUGCGGAACUCAUGCAGAAAAAGUUCGGAUUUGUGGACAUGUGCUCCAGCAAGUGUGUUGCCGAAACGGUUAACGCGAAUUACGACUUGGAGGAAUACAAGAACGAGUUCAAACCGACUAACACGUCUCAGAGGAGGGCUGACAUGGUGAAGAUGCUAAUGUACUACUACCGAGAUAAACUGAACAACAUCGAAACGACGGCAGAUUUUUUGCUGAUCAUGUUGCUAUACCUGAAUUCGGCCACGGAGCACACGAAGAAGGGGUUCAUCGAUGUCAGCGCCAUUAGCACCACAGACAAGUUUAACCUGCUCAACACGACCAUUGAUAAGAAGAAGAAGGUGAAGAAGAACAAGCGGAACAGCUUCCUGAAGAUCGCCCCGUUCAACUUCUUCCGAGAAGAGCCAGACGAAAAGUAUGGAAAUGAAUCCAUUUUUGCAAUUGACGAUAUAAUUAAAACGUGUCUGUUGGCAAAGAAGUCCCAGAAUUUUAGCUCCCUAUACGAGACCACGAAAGAGGUGUGGAACAGCAUUCAGGAUAUCUACUCUGCGUCUUAUGGGUUCGUUGCUUCUAAGAAGCUGAAGACCAAAAGCUUCGUCACCUCGAGGAUCAGAAACGUGGGUUUCGUCUUCAACUGGUUUAACUAUAAUAUGAAACCCAGUCCGCAUGUGAACUUCCUGGUGCAUAACUUUUCGCCUCUCAUUUCUGUGAGCCUCCAGUUGGCCUUCUUCAUCAGUACGAUGAUCGAGCAGUACGAGUCCAGCUUCCUAAGCAAUUUCUCCUCGACGCUGAAAAAGAUAUUCACCCUAGGGGCCAGCUCAGCGCACCCCAAGAAUUAUGGCGACCUGGUCAGCUUUUCCGAAACGGAUUACCUUCUCAGACAUUCGAAAGCGGAUAAAGCACAGAGGAUAAUCACACAGACAGUGAGGAUGCUCAAGAAGAAGUUCCUCUCCCUUCCGUACACCCCUACUCUCCUGGCACAGUACAUCUCUCUCUUCCUAUCUCUGUGGGUGUUCGAAAAUGAGAAAAGCAUAAGUCUGGAAAACCCGAAUGUCACUAGGUUUAAGAAGUUGUUCUUCCUGUCCUACUUCGUUCACAACUCGGGCCCCGCCGAAAAGGCAGUGGAAAUUAUCUACGACAGAUGCAAAGGCAAAACGGACAAAAUAGUUCUAGGGUGCAUACACGACUAUGGAGGAGCGAAGCAAAAGAAGAUCCUUGGCAUUAUAAAAAAAAAGUGCAGACCCACGAGAAUCCCCAUCCGGAAGAGAAGCAUUAGAAAGAUCAUUAAGACCCUCAUGUCUUCCUUAACCGAUCCAGUGGAUAUUCUGAAAAUAGCUGUGGACACUGCCACAAGAUGUGAUCACUUCAGCCGCAGUGCUUCCAUGGAUAACAAAAAAAAAAAAAAAAAUAAAAUCAACUAUGAUCUGUUUGUGAAGUCCGAGUUGUCCUUCCGUUACAUCUGCGCCGACGUGACCAAAAAAGUGGUGAAGAAAAUCAUCAGGGACGUGUCUCGAUUGAAGAACAUGAGCGAAGCCCAGGAAGUAAUCGACCAAUCACUCAACAGCGUGCAGUACCUGAAAAUCAGAAACUACCGAGACAAGGAAAGCAGCACAAGCAUUUUCUGUCCCUUCAUGGAAGCAAACGACAAGCACAUCCGGGACUUGGAGCGGAAGCAAAUUUCCAUCUUCGUUCACAAGAACGUGGGAAUACUAAACUUGCUCAAGGGGAAGGUUGCCAACGUUUUUAAAAAGUCGAUAAAAAUACGCGAAGGCAUCAAAACGGACAGCCCCAUUUCGAUCAAAGUUGGAACGAGAAAAUUCAAUGGCUUUCUCUUCACCGGAGGAUACCAACUAAACGUGGACAGCUUUGAGCAAGAAAACACACUACACAUUGGGCUGUCAAAAUCGAGGAAGGUCUACGAUGGGCGACAAUUUGUCGACGAGUUAGAAAUCCUGAAGCCAGAUGGCGUCAAGCGGAUCGAAAUGAAGGGAAUCGACGAGGACAACGAGAGAAUUUAUGUCUUGCAGGAUAACACCAAGGUUCCUGAGUUCGAAUACGCGAUCCUUUACCCUAGCGCGGAUAUCAUCAUUUUUGACGGAAACAACUACGUCUCUUCUUCCGCCAUUCGGGACAUGGGCCUGGAAUAUGAAAGAAUCGUCUGGGCCGGACACGCAGUGGGCUGGGUAGCAGAGUUCGCCCUGGGAACCAUAUCAGAAAAUCCACUCCCCAUUUUCGAUGGCCACGCGUGGGUGCUCCUGGACAAAUUAAGCGUUAAGAGCAUUUUAGGCGAGUUUUUACCGAGGGACGUGCGGGGCAGUCUCCUCGCAAGCACCGUCAAUUUCAUCAUCCUGAACAAGGAAGGACGCCAGAUCUUAAAGAACACCACACCGGUCGUGAGUCUUAAGCACGCCACCUUCACCCUGAGCGGCAUAUUAAACUUCGUCAUUCGGGCCGAAAAGGGAAAAGGGAACGAAAUUAUCGUAUACACAAGGAUACCAUAA
Messenger RNA from Plasmodium coatneyi, 3477 nucleotides. RefSeq lists its product as uncharacterized. The record is from RefSeq and is a predicted model, not a curated record. The coding region runs from base 1 to 3477 and encodes 1158 amino acids. Lineage: Eukaryota; Apicomplexa; Aconoidasida; Haemosporida; Plasmodiidae. The transcript has 31 exons.